AUGCCUCAACAGCCUAUGUUGUUCUGUGAGAUAUUUGAUGUAUGGGGCAUUGACUUUAUGGGACCGUUUUCCAACUCCAGUGGGUAUCUGUAUAUCCUGUUAGAGGUUGACUACAUGUCAAAUUGGGUAGAAGCAAUACCUACCCGCCUUAACGUCGUCAAUACCGUCAUUUCUUUUAUCAGAAACUAUAUUGUGUGCCGUUAUGGGUCGCCACGAGCAAUCGUGAGCGACCAAGGAUCCCACUUUUGUAAUAGGAAGAUAGAGGCACUGCUCAAGUGCUAUGGAGUGUCCAACUGGGAGAUUAAGAGAAUCCUGGAGAAAGUAGUCAAUCCGCAAAGGAAGGAUUGGAGCCUCCAGUUAGGAGUUGCACUAUGGGCGUACAGAAUGGCCUAUAAGACUCCAUUAGGUAUGAGUCCCAUCCGGAUCGUCUAUGGUAAGGCAUGCCACCUUCUGGUGGAAAUUGAGCACAAAGCCUAUUGGGCAGUAAAGCGGUGCAACAUGGAUUUAACCCAAGCCGGAGUAGCCAGAAAAUUGCAGCUAGAGGAGCUCGAGUGUUUGAGGAACAAAGCGCAUGAGAAUGCCCGGAUUUACAAAGAAAAGACUAAAGCAUUUCAUGACCAUCAUAUCCGGAAGAAAGACUUUCAAGAAGGUGAUGAGGUUUUCCUCUACAAUUCGAGGCUUCGUUUCAUGUUUGGCAAGCUCCGUUCUAGAUGGGAAUGA
Molecule: messenger RNA, 720 nt
Organism: Arachis stenosperma
Lineage: Eukaryota; Viridiplantae; Streptophyta; Magnoliopsida; Fabales; Fabaceae
Exons: 1
Coding region: 1-720 (239 amino acids)
Biological process (GO): DNA integration
Molecular function (GO): nucleic acid binding
Source: RefSeq, a predicted model, not a curated record